This is a messenger RNA of Dendronephthya gigantea, 1961 nucleotides long. RefSeq names its product zinc finger CCCH domain-containing protein 14-like. Bases 68 to 1888 code for a protein of 606 amino acids. Gene Ontology annotation, cellular component: cytoplasm; nucleus. The record is from RefSeq and is a predicted model, not a curated record. The transcript has 14 exons. Gene Ontology annotation, molecular function: metal ion binding; poly(A) binding. Gene Ontology annotation, biological process: regulation of mRNA stability; mRNA processing. NCBI's taxonomy places the organism in Eukaryota, Metazoa, Cnidaria, Anthozoa, Malacalcyonacea, Nephtheidae.
GAAAUUCUCGUUUAUACGGACUAUCGACAUUUUAUGUUGUAAAACGUUCAACUUUCACACUUGAAUCAUGGAAAUCGGUACAGAAAUUAGCCAAAAGAUAAAAACCGCAAUCAAGACCAAACUUGUAGAGUUUGGCUCGUAUGUAGAUGACGAGCUUCCCGACUAUAUAAUGGUGAUGAUUGCAAACAAGAGAAGUCAAAUGCAAAUGAUUGAAGAUUUAAAUCUGUUUCUUGGGGACAACAGUAAACAUUUUUGUGAAUGGCUGCAUGAUUUACUGUCAAAGUUGCAAGAAGUAACAGAAGGUGCAUUUGAAGUUAAAGUUCCAUUGAAGAGGAAAUCAACAGAGAUGAAACCUGCGGCUAACCCAGAAGAGAAUGAAGCUUUGAAAAUAUCAAAAAUAUCUCGAAAACCGAGUCCCAUCAGGGUAAAAUGUGAUACAGAUGAUGAAAAAAAUGGGGAAUUGUCACAUGAGAGUGAAGAAAAAAAGAACACUGAAAAACGAGGAAGAUCUAAUCAACGACAGGACGAGAGACAUUCACAUGCCAUGCAAAGUACAAUUACUAUUCAAAAGAGACCAAGUCUCCCGCCAUCAAAGCAAGCAAAUCCUAUGUUACUAAAGAAAGCAAUGCAAGAAGCUAAGGUGUCUACAGAUUGUGGCGAAUAUAACCCUGAAGUACCUUCAACAGAAUUGCCAGCAGUUUCUGAUGCGGAAACAAAAAGACAAAAACGAGCACAACUUCUUGAAGAGCACAAAAAACUCGAAAGAUUGAAGUCGCAACAGGAAGACGAAAAUAUGGAGGAGCCUGUGCUUGAGUUACAAGUUGCUCAAGAUGAUGAUCUUUUCAAGACAGAGGAACCUGCAGUUGCCAUUAAAGAUCGCAGGAUAGUGGUUGAGAAGACACCAGAACGUGAGAACAAACUGGAAAAGGAAAAGAAGGAAAAGAGUAGGAAAGAAAGGAAAAGUGAGAAAAGGAGAAUGGAAGAGAAUGAACAAGAACAGUCUGGUUCUGGUAGUAGUGAUGUUGAUGAGAAAAAUGAAAAAGUGAAGGAGAGAAAUGUCAAGUCUAAAGAGAAACGGAAGAAACCAAGAUUUAUCGUCACACUGGAAGGUGUUGGCAGCAAGUUUGAGGAGAAAUAUGAGAAAGAACAUUCAAAAAGGAAGCGGAGACGCAAGGGCAGCCAGAAAGAGGAGGUCAAACAGGAGAUAAAUAGAGAAGUACCUGUGAUGCCAGUCUUUCCCCAGUUGAUCCAUGGUGUCCAUCAAGUACCUGGGGUGAUCCCAGCUCACCUCAAUCAUCCUCUUAUACCAUCAAUAGCACAAACAAUUCACAUGCCACCACCACAAACAACAAUGGUCACAGCACCUCAUAUGCCACUGGAAAGAGACAUCCAACAAGUCAAUGAAUAUGAGGAAUUUGAUGAAACUGAUAAAGAAAAGGGAGAGUGCCGGUUUUGGCCCCAAUGUAAAAACGGCAAUGAUUGUCCAUUUUAUCAUCCUGACGUGACAUGCAAGCAUUUUCCCAACUGUCGAUAUGGUAGUGACUGUAGCUACGUUCAUCCACCAUGCAAGUUUGGUUCAAGAUGUACAUCCACUUCAUGCAAAUUUUCACAUGACGAGACAACAGUCACAAGCCCCUCAGAAAAUGAGACUACAGUUUGUCGAUAUCAUCCCUUUUGUACGAGGAACAACUGCCCGUUCUUGCAUCCUGUUGAUAAGCCUUGUCGCUUCGGGAAGAAUUGUACUCGACCUGGCUGCGUUUUCAAGCAUGCCACUCCGCCAUCACGUGAACAGUUAAAGUGGGUCGCACCAGCGCCAGCCAAGGUUCAUGUCAGCGAAAGACAAUUUGCAGUAAAUGAGACGAAAACAACUGCUUUACCGGUGCAAUGAUGUGCAAAAAUGUCUGGGGUAUGAAGGUACCCUUUUAUGAUAUGUGAAUAUGUGAAACAAUAAAUUUUAUUGU